GUCCAAAACAGUACCAGACAAAGGGCAGUCUCAAGGUCAGGCCAGGCAGGGGUUCAGUAACCAGAUCAGUACAAGGGGAUAGGCAGGCUUGAAGACAUAACAGGCAGAGUGGUCAGGCAGGUGGGUUCGGAGUCAGGAGAGGCAAGGGUCGAAACCAGGAGGACUAGCACCAAAAGAGACUGGGGAAAAAAUAGGAGCAAGGAAAACCGCUGGUUGACAUGGCAAACAAGACAAAUUGGCACAGAGAGACCCGAAACACAGGGAUAAAUACAACAGGGAUAAUAAGCUACACCAGGAGGGGGUGGAGACAAUCACAAGGACAGGUGAAACAGAUCAGGGUGUGAUAUAGUACCAGGAAGUGAUCCAAGGCCAUGGCUCCGGCUCUGGAGAAGAUAAAACCAUGGUUCUUCCAGAGAGAAGACUGGAUUAGCAGGUGUAAAGUACUUAAGUAAAAAUACUUUAAAGUACUACUUAAGUUGUUUUUUAGGGUAUCUGUACUUUACUAUGUAUAUUUUUGACAACUUUUACUUCACUACAUUCCUAAACAAAAUGAUGUAUUUUUCACUCCAUACAUUUCCCCUGAUAUCCAAAAGUACUCGUUACAUUUUGAAUGGUUAGCAGGACAGGAACAUUUUAUAAUUCACACACUUAUCAAGAGAACAUCCCUGGUAAUCCCUACUGCCUCUGAUCUGGAGGACUCACUGAACACUGCUUCGUUUUAAAUGUCUGAGUGUUGGUGUGCCCCUGGCUAUCUGUAAAUAAAUUAAAAUGUGAAAAUAUAAGGAAUUUGAAAUGAUUAAUACUUGUACUUUUACACUUAAUUAUAGCAAUUCCAUUGAAUUUUGAUACUUAAGUAUAUUUAAAACCAAAUAGGGUGUAGGGUGCCAUUUUGGAUGCAUAUGACUGGAGCUGUAACAUGCUCCUCUCAACCAAGCAGUCGCCAGAUGGAGAGAAGAACAGGGCUCGGUGACAAGACUCUAACAUGAGAGCAAGGUUGCGUCCCAAAUAUCACCCUAUUCCCUUGGCAGUGCACUACUUUAGACCAAUAGUCCAAUAUAUAGAGCAUAUGGUGCCAUUUGGGACAUAACCCAGUAGUCUGGCUCUCUCUUCUCUCUGUUCUUUAUUUUAUAACAGGGUUGUGUCUGUCUGGGCAUUCUACAUAUUCUAUUGAAGUUCUUCACACCCUUUAUUGUCUGAGAGGAAAAACCCUUCUGUUCUCAUAACAAUGUCAAACUUGUCAUGGAGGUCUACUGUAGCAUAGAUUUGUUAUGGUCCAAAUGCCCCUUUUCUUUUUCAGUUAUGUUGUGUAAUAUUUGUUGAUGACAAAUAUGUUGUUAAUGACAAAUAUGUUGCUAAUCCUUUACAUAAUUGUGUUUCUGAAACAUUGAAUUUAAUUCACUAUGCCAAAAAGGUCCUUUACCGAAGACAGGUGGGUCAGAGUAGCCCAAUCAGCCCAUCAGGUUUGAGAUAUUUAGAACCCAAAGACAUUCUGAUGAUAUACACUUCUCUUUUACAUAGCUUGGUGGCACCAGAGUUCAGAAUUCUCCUCUCUUCUCCUCUGCUCUCUCCGUGGCAUCUCUUUAGCACAGCGCUGUCAAACAACAUAACCGUACACUUCUUCACUUGUUGAAUAAAUUAGCUCAAUCUGAAGGAGGGCCGUCCAUAGCAAUAGAGAGGUGUCGGGUUUCACUCCGUGCAAGGAGAGGCAGCAGCGGCAGUAGCUCUGCAACGAGACGCUCCAGUAACUGUUAGUGUGGAUGCUGUCCCGAUUCCGAGAAGUUGAUAACGUUCUGACUACAAAAUUGAAACCAAAGAAAGGAAACGUUCGCGGAUUUUUUUUUUUUGAAUUGCAUAUCCCUCGUCACCUGUACCUGAUAGGGGACAGAAGCAAUCACAAGAGGAGGUUGCUGGAGGGAAAACGCAUUCACCAUCCAAAAGGAUACUUUCUAAAGGAUACCGCUUUGUCUUUCUGAAAUGGAUAUAAUUUAGUGUUUUUUUUAAACUUUAAUUUAGAUUUGUAAUCUAUCUUUUUUACUCCACAAGGGAUUCGUUUGAAGAAGCGACCGUUAAUAGUUGGGAUAUUUGCUAACAGACGUGCGCUCAAAGACGCAGACAAGAAGCAGAUGAAUGUUUAGGAAGAAGCCAUCAGAAUGAAGACCGAGGCCAAGGGUUUGGGGCGGUCUGUGUCAAGGUCGCUGCAGGAUGAGGGCCGGUGGAGCCGAGGGGUCCUGCUGCUGGCCUACAUAGUCCUGGAGCUGAUCACCGUCCACUCCUCCACCGUCCUGGGGAACCUGGAGCUCCAGCUGGACGAGGAACAGCCAGCCGGGACCAUCGUAGGGGACAUCAGCGCUGGGUUACCGCCUGGCGUCACCGCAAGUCUUUACUUCAUAUCAGACCACGAGGGCACCGGGGUGGGGAGUGACCUAGACAUAGAUGAGAGCACGGGCAUCAUCAAGACAGCCAAGGUGUUGGACCAUGAGCUGAGGGACCGGUACAACUUCAUUGCCGUGACUAUGACGGGCUUGACCAUUGAAGUGACAAUCACGGUGAAUGACAUCAAUGACCACGCUCCCACGUUCCCCCGGAGGAGAGUGGCGUUCAAGAUCCCGGAGAUGACGGCAGUGGGAACCAGGUUCCCCCUAGAGCCGGCGGUGGAUGGGGACAAGGGCCAACUGACUACCCAGGGAUACCUCAUCAAAGACGGGAACCCCGGCCAGGCUUUCCUCCUGGAGACCCGGAGAGGAUCAAACCAGGUUCUCUAUCUGGAUCUGGUGGUCAACACUCUUCUGGACAGUGAGAGCAGACCGUCCUAUACUUUAUCCCUGGAGGCGUUCGAUGGAGGCUCCCCUAAGAGGACUGGUCAGAUGGUGCUAGAUGUGAUGGUUCAGGAUAUCAACGACAACGCUCCAGUCUUCAACCAGAGUCGAUACCAUGCCAUUAUCUCAGAGAAUCUGCUGCCGGGCAGCAACAUUCUCCAAGUCUUUGCCUCUGACGCUGACCAGGGAGACAACGGCCUUGUUCUCUAUGAGAUCAACCGCAGGCAGAGUGACCCAGAGCACUACUUCAUAAUCGACUCUCGUACUGGUGUCAUCACGCUCAACAAGCCGCUGGACUUUGAGAUGCGGAGGGUCCACGAGCUUGUGGUCCAGGCGAGGGAUAACGCCACGCAGCCCGAGGUUACCAACGCCUUCGCCACAAUCCACGUCCGGGACUACAAUGACAACCAGCCCACCAUGACCAUCAUCUUCCUCAGCGAAGACGGCUCCCCACAGAUCUCCGAGGGCGCCCAGCCUGGCCAGUAUGUCGCACGCAUCUCCGUCACAGACCCGGACUACGGAGAAUACGCCAAUGUCAACGUCUCCUUGGAAGGAGGGGACGGGAAGUUUGCCCUGACCACCAAGGACAACAUAAUCUACCUGAUGUGUGUGGACCAGAUCCUGGACCGAGAGGAGAGGGACACAUACGAACUCAGGGUGAUGGCUACAGACGCAGGCACCCCUCCUCUCAGGGCUGAGUCCUCCUUUACGAUACAAGUAACUGACGUUAACGACAACCCUCCUCUGUUUGAUCAGCAGGAGUACAGGCAGGCAAUACCUGAGGUGGUGUUCCCAGGGAGCUUCGUGUUGCAGGUCACGGCGAGAGACAAUGACCAGGGGCCCAAUGGAGACAUCACAUACAGCCUCCUCCAGGAUGGCCAGGCUGGCCAGGAUGAGAACCAGGCCCAGUGGUUCACCAUCGACCCAGUAACAGGGAUCAUCACCACGCUCUCCCAGCUGGAUUACGAGUCGCAGCCCAGGCCAAGUGUGACCGUGGUGGCUACAGAUGGAGGGAGGCCUUCCCUGUCCUCCACAGCUCUGGUCCAUGUGGUACUACAAGAUAUUAACGACAACGAACCUGUGUUCGGUAGCAACUUCUACAACGUAUCCAUCAAGGAGAACACUGCUGCUGGGUCCUGCAUCCUACAGGUUUCCAAGGUAACUGAGACAGUGUAA
Oncorhynchus masou masou (cherry salmon) is the source of this 3992-nucleotide messenger RNA. Its product is annotated as protocadherin-16. Lineage: Eukaryota; Metazoa; Chordata; Actinopteri; Salmoniformes; Salmonidae. Bases 2151 to 3992 code for a protein of 613 amino acids. The transcript is spliced from 3 exons. The record is from RefSeq and is a predicted model, not a curated record. Gene Ontology annotation, biological process: calcium-dependent cell-cell adhesion; cell-cell junction assembly; cell-cell adhesion mediated by cadherin. Gene Ontology annotation, molecular function: calcium ion binding; cadherin binding. Gene Ontology annotation, cellular component: plasma membrane; adherens junction; catenin complex.